UGUGCCUCUCCUGAGAGACUCCUCCUAGGAGAGAUAACCAGCUCUCCAGCCUCUUUGGGAUCCAGCUUCCUCUCUGCUCCGGUCUAAAGCCUCGCAGAGCUCUGGAAGACUCGAUUUUUGCCAGCCAGGCCAGGAGGGAUCUGCACAGCGAGGCUUAUAAUUCAAGACAGCACAAACCAGAAACACACAAGCUCUUAUGAGGAUAUACAAAGCAGAAGCUGCUAUGGAGAAUCAUGUCACACAGAUUUCCCGAGAGGACCUGGAAGAUCUCAGAGAGGCCUUUAAUAAAAUUGAUAUUGAUAACAGCGGCUAUGUGAGCGACUUUGAGCUUCAGGAGCUGUUCAGAGAGGCAAGCUUCUCGCUGCCGGGUUACAAGGUACGAGAGAUCAUCGAGACCUUCAUAGCUGGAGACACCAACAAGGACGAGAAGAUCAGCUUUGAUGAAUUUGUCUCUAUCUAUCAGGAGCUGAAGAGCAAGGAGUUCAGUGAGACGUUCAGGAAAACCAUCACGAGGAGAGAUGGGAUCCGAUCUUUUGGAGGAACAUCAGGAAUCUCCAGCGAGGGAACGCAGCACUCCUAUGCUGAUGAGGAGAAGGUGGCUUUUGUCAACUGGAUCAACAAAGCUUUGGCAAAAGAUCCAGACUGCCAACACCUGCUGCCCAUGAACCCUAGAGAUGAAAGCCUCUUCACUUCUGUCCGCGAUGGCAUCCUGCUAUGCAAAAUGAUCAACCUGUCUCAACCUGACACGAUUGACGAAAGAGUCAUCAACACUAAGAAACUUACCACCUUCAAAAUGACAGAGAAUCUGGUCCUGGCUCUGAAUUCGGCCUCGGCGAUCGGCUGCACGGUGGUGAGCAUUGACGCCCAUGACCUGAUGGCUGGGAAACCCCAUUUGGUUCUGGGACUGCUCUGGCAGAUUAUCAAAGUUGGCCUGUUUGCUGAUAUAGAAAUCAGCAGGAACGAAGGUCUAAUUUCGCUUUUGAUAGCUGGAGAACAACUGGACCAUCUAAUGUCCAUGUCCCCCGAAGAGCUGCUGCUGCGCUGGGUCAACUAUCAUCUACGCAACGCAGGAACUCAAACAAUCAACAACUUCAGUGACGACAUCAAGGACUCACGGGCCUACUUCUACCUGUUGGACCAGAUCGCUCCUCAAGGAGAGCAUGACUACAGAAUGAGUGUCAAAAUCGACAUGAGCGGCCUCAAUGAGCGUGAUUUGGAUCGAAGGGCUGAGCUGAUGCUGCAGCAGGCGGCCCGGCUGGACUGCAGACAGUUUGUUUCUCCCCGUGACGUCACAUCUGGAAACAGCAAACUCAACUUGGCCUUUGUGGCCAACCUGUUCAACAUGCACCCUGCUCUGCAGAGAGCUCAGAUCAACAGCAAUGGCAUAGAGACUACACACAUAGAGGCUGAGACCAAAGAAGAGAAAACAUUUCGCAACUGGAUCAACUCCCUGGGCGUCUCUCCAUAUGUCAACCACCUGUACUGUGAUCUGUGUGAUGGUUUGGUGAUUUUGCAGCUUUAUGAGAAGGUUAAUGUGCCUGUGAACUGGAAGAAAGUCAACAACCCACCUUAUCCUGUCCUGGGGGCGAAUAUGAAGAAGCUGGAGAACUGUAACUACGCUGUGGAGCUGGGCAGGGAUGUAGCUCACUUCUCUCUGGUUGGUAUUGGAGGAGAAAACCUAAAUGAGGGGAGCCGCACGCACACUCUGGCACUGGUCUGGCAGCUGAUGAGAAGGUACACAGUGCUGGUUUUGUCAGAUCUGGGAGAUGGAGAAAGGGUUGGAGAUCAGAUCAUCCUCAGCUGGGUUAACACCACCCUGAGCCAGAAACGCAAGGACACACAGAUCAACAGCUUCAAGGACAAACUGAUCAGUACAAGCCUGCCAGUAAUUGACCUGAUUGAUGCCAUUGCUCCUGGUACUGUCAAAUGGGACAUGGUGAAGAGAGCAGAGAGACGAAUGCUGACAGAUGCAGAUAAACUCAACAACGCCAAGUAUGCGAUCUCACUGGCCCGUAAGAUCGGAGCUCGUGUUUACGCGCUGCCUGAUGAUUUGGUGGAGGUUAAUCCCAAGAUGGUGCUGACGCUGUUCGCCUGCCUCAUGGGCCAUGGAUUGAAAAAGGCCAACCGCUGAAGAAACAAAACAAAACAGACACAAACAACAUCACUGUAAUUCCUUGACCUUUGACCUUGCUAAGAUCACCCAACGGAAGCAUUUAUAUUCUGUUCAUGAGAACAAUAAGUCCUUUUAAAGUUAAAAAUCAUUUCUCAUCAGCUAAGCCACUCAUUUGUUUGGUAUCUGUGAUUUUAUACAACAAGCACCUAAUUGUUCUUUGCGAUAUCUUAUUUAAGAUGACUUUACAUCUAUGUACUUAUAUAUAUAGACAGGAGAUAUAGUAGAAGGAAAAGCAGAAUCAUAUACACACCUCUUCUUUCAGUAAUACUUAAAGGCUGUAAAUGUUGUGCAUUGAAUAUUGCUAUUUAAUUAUUAAAAAGAAUCUGUUAAAUGUA
Messenger RNA from Lates calcarifer (barramundi perch), 2508 nucleotides. RefSeq names its product plastin-1. The record is from RefSeq and is a predicted model, not a curated record. Gene Ontology annotation, biological process: actin filament network formation; actin filament bundle assembly. Gene Ontology annotation, cellular component: actin filament bundle; cytoplasm; actin filament. Lineage: Eukaryota; Metazoa; Chordata; Actinopteri; Centropomidae. The coding region runs from base 197 to 2131 and encodes 644 amino acids. The transcript is spliced from 16 exons. Gene Ontology annotation, molecular function: actin filament binding; calcium ion binding.